UGUGUCUUAUUUCCAGAUACAUCCCUGCCGUGGUGGACCACAGAGGAGGAAUGCCUUGUCAUGGCACUUUUCUGCUGCAUCAGGGCCUUCAGAGAAGAAUCGCUGUGACCAUCGUACACGAGUCAGGCGGCGACAUAGAGUGGCGAGAUAUCCGCGAACUUGUCGUUGGACGUCUUCGCAACACUCCGGAAGCCGACGAGACGAUCAUUGACCCCAACAUUCUCUCCCUCAACAUCCUAUCUUCUGGGUAUGUCAGACCCCUGCAGGACGACAGGUACGUAGCGGUGAGGAGGUGCUGAGAGUGCUUUGCGUCUGCUGCAUCAUCUCAAACGUCAGUACAACACCAUUCUGCUGCAUCUCUGCAUCUUGCGUUUGUUGCAUCAAACACUUUGUUGAACUGCAGUGUUAUCUAAGGAUUAAGCUGCAUUAAUGCUGCAGGAGAGACGUGACUGAAUGCAUGGCGUCUAACAAAUCUGUCAGAGUAAAUGUAUAUACGGUAGUAGAUGAACAACUUGAAAGUCACAGCGGUAUAAAAUAGAAUCAGUUAGAUUUAACAGUGACCUUAAUCCUACAAGAUUACAUAUAUUUACCCACUUGCCCAUGCUGGCUGUGCAACGCUCCUAGCUGUUAAUACGCGCUCUCGUGUCUGACUUCCAUUAUGGUUCCAUCAUGCUGCAUCACGUCAUUUACGUAACGUCAUCUCUCCGCCAUAAUUCAAUCUUGUGACCACGAAAGUUUGUGGAAUGGAAACAUUCAGGGUCAGAGGUUGACAGCUGGACUUGCUCGGGGGUUUCUCGUCUUCAACUCUUCAGCUGUGAGAUGCUUCUUCAGUUUUGUCUUGAGUUUGCAUGGGCUGAUUACCCGACUCUCUAAAGCAAAUCCAGCUGCCAACUUCUAAACCUGUUCAUGUGAAUGAAUGGGAACGUUUAAAAUUCUUCCAGACAUGUUUACAGGACUAAAAAAGUGUCUCGUGUUUUUACCCUGUAAUAGAAACAUAUGUUUUCCCAAAGCACUUUUCACUAUAUAGAAUGUAGAUUUAAUAUCAUAUUCAUUUUUGAGCCAAUAUCAUUUCACACUAUGGUGCAAAGGUAAAUAUAACUUCACUUUUUUGCCUCUAAAAAAAUAAAAUAAUUAGCAGUGAAGGUAAAAACGUCCCAACAGUAAAUAUUAAUAUAUAUUGAUAAAGUAAACACACUCUACAUCUACAUGCCUUCAAAAUGUCUAUCUAUGUCUUAUAUCUGUGCAUAGAAACUAUUGGAGAUUUAACGUUGUCUUUCUGCAAACUUCCAGUGGAGGGCAGUGUGUGUCCAUUUCUUUAUUUUUGUGUCCACACGUGUUGCUUGACUUGAGUAAAUUAGCAGAU
Cynoglossus semilaevis (tongue sole) is the source of this 1363-nucleotide messenger RNA. Its product is annotated as kinesin-like protein KIF1A. NCBI's taxonomy places the organism in Eukaryota, Metazoa, Chordata, Actinopteri, Pleuronectiformes, Cynoglossidae. Bases 51 to 299 code for a protein of 82 amino acids. The transcript has 3 exons. The record is from RefSeq and is a predicted model, not a curated record.